This is a messenger RNA of Anneissia japonica, 4249 nucleotides long. RefSeq names its product F-box only protein 21-like. NCBI's taxonomy places the organism in Eukaryota, Metazoa, Echinodermata, Crinoidea, Comatulida, Comatulidae. The transcript is spliced from 12 exons. Gene Ontology annotation, molecular function: protein binding; DNA binding. The record is from RefSeq and is a predicted model, not a curated record. Bases 54 to 1838 code for a protein of 594 amino acids.
UGUAGUAAAUAAUGGUGGAAUGGUGGAAUUUGUUAUGAAAUCAUAUCUCAAAUAUGCAGGCAGUACAUCUUGAAAAUUUGCCUGACGAAUUAUUAGAAUACAUUCUAUUUAAUAGAGUGUUAGAAGCACAAGAUAUCCUUAGCUUUGGAUGUACGUGCAAACGAUUUCAAAGUAUAAGUUACAGCAACGAGAUUUGGAAACGAACACUCCUUCGUAGAUGGCCAGAAUUGGGACAAAUAAGCGACUCCUUGGAUGCAUCAAAACACAAUUGGCAAGAGCUGUAUAAAUUCCGAUUCCGGUGCAUCAGGAACGUGGAAAUCCUGCUACAGGAUCUUGUGAAUGAGUGCUAUGAACAACGGGAGGUGUCCUACAAGCGCUUUACACCUUUUCAACAACUAGCUGCGGAGUAUGAAGCUGAUGUUGGAAAUGUCUGCGUUGAGGAACAGCUCCUUGAUGUGCUAAACGAAGGAGAUUCAUUUCAGAAUUUAACCCAGAAGUACUAUGCUGUGAGGGCGCUACGGUAUCUUCAACAUCCACGUUUAGAAAAGGAUUUCUUGAAGUUUCUUGAUGCCCCUGAAGAUCAGCAAAGCCUUGAAGAUGGUGCAAUUGUGAUAGCACAGUGGAACCAAUCAGGAACAAGAGUAAACAAGAAAGAAAUUUAUGAAAGGCUUGACCAGUUGGCAGAAAGGGUUCGACUACAAGUGUGUAUCAGGUAUGGUGAUGAGCACCCAGCCAGUCAAGGCUCAGUAGAUGAACCUCUCUCCGUUGAUCAAAGUACCUUUGUUCUUGAUGUUCUCAAUACAAUCUUCUAUGAAGUGGAGAAUUUUGAGGGUAAUAAGGAUGAUUAUUACAACCCUAAUAAUUCUUUUAUUGACAAGGUCUUGGAAACCAAGCAGGGAAUUCCUAUCUCUCUAGCUGUCAUCUACUCAGCAGUAGCAAGACGUCUUGGCAUCACCCUCGACCCGGUUAAUUUUCCUAACCACUUUAUUUUACGUUUGGAUGUUCAACCCAUGCAGAAAAAUAACGCAAAUAAGUACAAGUACAUUGAUGUGUUUCACAGUGGCCAGAGGCUGAGCAAUGUUGAGUGUUAUUCAUUGUCUCCGAUGAUGAAUACCUUUGGCAUUGGCAGUGAGUACUUCAGAGCAUGCUCGACAAGAGCAGUGUACGUCAGGAUGGUUGCCAACCUCAUGAGGCUCACAUCGCACCUUGAUGAUGUGAGGAUGCUCGAUGGGUAUGAAUUGUUCCUUCUCCUCUGCUCGGAUGAUGAGGAUGCUGCAAUCACAUUGCGUAGAUUCUAUCUUCAAUCUGGUAUGAAUGUACAAGAGGUUUUGGAUUAUCUGCGACAAUGUCAUCCAACUACUAACAACAUGUUAACUCUUAAAAAGUACAUGAUACGAGAGGCGCAUACAUUACUAGAAGAAGAAGAAAAUCCAAACAAAGUUAUUACAGUGAAAAGGCGGGCAGACCACCAGGAAGUGGAAUAUUCUGUUGGGAUGAUCAUGCGGCAUCGAAGAUAUGACUAUAUGUGUGUUAUCUAUGGAUGGGACCCUCUAUGCGAGAUGUCUGAGAAUUGGAAGUCGCAGAUGGGUGUAGACAGGCUUCCGAAUAAAGAUCGCCAACCAUUCUACAACGUGCUUGUUGCAGAUCAGUCUAAACGCUAUGCAGCACAAGAGAGUUUGAUGAUAGAAGCAAAUCCACAAGUGAUUACUCACUCUGAGGUUGGCAAGCAUUUUGUGGAGUUCAAAGGGAAUUAUUAUCUAGCCAAUGAGGAGGUAAUAAAGCGUUACCCUGAUGAUAUGCAUGUGACAACUCGGAUGGCUCUUCAGAAUCGCAAUUGACCUAGACCACGUGAAUCAAGUCUCUGUGGUAUCGCCUCAACCCCGUCUAUUCUGUGCUAGUUAAAUACGGGUGAUGUGUUUGUUAUAAAGAGCCCCUUUAUGUCAGUGUUACGGUAAUGUGAGGACUACCCUAAAAAAAAGUGGAAUACCUAGGUGGACGUAAUUCAAAGCCACCUCACCCCUCAGGUGUUGUUCAAAUUGCCCUGUAGUUUUAUUCUGAAAAUUAUGUUUGUAUAAUUCAUCGCUCGCAUUACAAACUAACAAAAUGAAAGCGCGUCAACAUAAGCACGUAUUGGUUGUCAAGCAAUUUUGUAAUCUUUAGGCGAGAUUUUUUCUAUACCUUGUUUCUUUAAGUUUCAUUAGGAGAGGGUGGAAAAAAUUUAAACAAAAUUGUGUUUUUUCAUUUAGCAAAUAUUUUUGCCAAAAACAUCCAGUUGGAGUAGAAAAUAAAAAUAAAAUUUUAAUGGGACGGUGAACUGCUUUAAAUCUAUAUAAUUAGGAAGAUUUCAUGGCAGCAGCAGCAGUAAUAAAAAUAAAGGGAAACCUUUCUUUUUUUCUGAAAUUUCCAUUUUUUCGUGGCGGGGGUGCGCUAAUUGGCCAAAAAUAAAAUCUUAUUUUUAUUCGAGAUCAUUAUUAUUGGUGGGUUGCAGGUUUGUUGAACAUGAUAUAAAAAAGUCUCGUGUUAAAAACCAAAAAAUCUGUAACAACAACAGCGUUUAUUUUAAUGUGCUAUUUUGUAUUCACGAACUAACACAAUUUCCUUUCAUUAUGUUUCCUGAUAUGAGCGAUGAAUUUACAGUACCUCAUAUCUGAGAUGUACGUAAAUGUCAUGAUAUGAUUUCAGCUGCCAAAAAAAAAUGUUUUUAAUUAAUGUUAGAAAUUGUUUUGUUGUUAAUAUUUAUAUAUUAUUUGUAUAUGUUGUAUACUGUACUGUAUUAAAAUAUACUUUUCUGUGAGAGGGCCUCUAUGGUGAACUUGGCUUCUAUUUGAAGAGUAAAUAAGUAAUAAAAUGAUAGUAAUUUAGUGUUAAGCAAUUUCUCAAUAUAAAUAGAGUAACUUGGUGUUAUGGAGGGUCGUGCUAGCCACACUACCAAUUUUCUAUUUUGUGAGUAAGGUAAAGGUAGUCCCAUAUUCAUUAUUGAAUGUAGGGGAAUGAGCUGUUAGCCCAUCGUACUAAGCCUCGGUAUUGUGUGGUAGGGUGGCCAGUUACUUUCCACGCAUUUUGUGAGUACACAUAGUAUAAUACUAAUAAUAAUAAAUAGUAAAUCUGAAGUGGUGCCUCAGAAAUUUAUUGACAGGGGUCCAAACCAAGGGGCUGAAUAUAGCCAUGGUCAAGGUCCCGGAAUAAACAUUUCUGGUAGGGUUCAUGGGGAGAGUUUUUAUGUCUUAGUAUGACCCAAGAAUUGUGCUUUUAGACCAGAAUAUUAGGGAUUGGUAAUCAAAAUAACGUUAUUUGUAUAGGCAAAUUCCUCCUCCCCAGCUGGCACAUUCACUGUUCCUCAUUCAAAUUAGAUUUUUGACUAUUUAGAUGGGCUCCUGGAGCUUGCAGAAGCUGCAGUUAAGCACCACCUUACUUUAAUACCACUGCCCAUUAAAAACUACUAGUAACGGACCCCAGACACAAAAUUGUUUAACAGAUACACUUAGACACAAAAUUGUGAGGGUUAUUCAUGCUGCCCAGGUCUAAAAUAUUGUAAUAGGAAGGAUCCUUAAUAAUAAUAAUAAUAAUACUGUAAUAAUAAAUAAAUGAUAAUAUUUAUAAGGCGCACAAAUCCAUUGCAGUAGUUCACAAUGUGCUAAAACAAUUAUCAAAAUAAUUCUUCCAUGUUCAAAGUAUCAUCAGUGAGUUCAUAUAUAUUAAAAUCAAAACUAUACACGCCAAGUUUUAUGGUGAUUUAAUAUCACGUGCAUGUCAUAUAUUUUUUUAAAUAACAAAUGCAGGUAACAUUUAUAAUUAAGAUUAGCAAAAGGUCAACAUAACAAAACCAGUUAAAAUUUAACAUGUUGGCUGCCAGGGACGAGUAUACUGGUCCCACAUGGGUGUUGCCGAGGGCACCAGGACAAAUAUACUCGUCAAAAUCAUCGGGGUAACAUUCUAGCGUUUAUUACUUCUUUUUUUAUACAUCGUAUAACCACAGACCCAACGGCUGGUGGUAGUUUGAGGAAGAUAACAUACAUCAUUUGUAUGUUAUUGUCAUAUUAUGUUUGUUGUGUUACUUUGACGGUAGUAGACGGUACAAGAGGGGGCUCCUUUUGAACAUAUACCAAGCUUGUUUUGGCAGAAAGCUUAAAAAAAAGGUCUGGCAGUCAACAAGUUACAAUUGGCAGAAAUGAAGUGAAUUAAUGUAAUUAUGUAGAAAAUAAAUAUUUACUUUUCCGGAGAGAAAAUAAAAGUGGUUCAAAGCUGUUGA